CUGACGUGUUUACAAGUUUGUUUUUAGGAUUUGUUAAUAAAAAUGUGUAUAAAAGACAGUCAUGUUUAAAAAUUGAACAUAAGUGUUCUGUCUGUCUUCGACAUGGGUGAUAGAAUAUUAAUAAUAUGCUUGGUAUGCCUUUAUGGCAUCAGGUCUAGUUCGGCGCUACGAGAAUACACCAAAGAAGAUAUUCUGAAAUUGAGAGAAGAGACAAGGGAGAUGUUUCAACAUGCAUAUGACAGUUACUUGAGAUAUGCUUAUCCUUAUGAUGAGCUGCGUCCCUUGUCCUGUGAUGGCGUGGACACAUGGGGCAGCUACUCCCUGACGCUUAUAGAUGCCCUGGACACCCUGGCAAUCAUGGGCAACUACACAGAGUUCAACAGAGUUGUGGAGAUACUGCUUCAAAAACAGAACUUUGACACUGACAUUAAUGUGUCAGUCUUUGAGACCAAUAUUAGGAUUAUCGGCGGACUGCUUAGUGCUCAUUUAUUGUCCUACAAAACAGGAAUGAAACUUGAGCCUGGGUGGCCUUGCAAUGGGCCUCUGCUGCGCCUAGCAGAGGAUGUAGCUCAGAGGCUGAUUGUGGCCUUUGACACCACUACUGGCAUGCCAUAUGGCACUGUGAACCUGAAGAAAGGAGUCCCGCCGGGAGAAACCACUGUCACAUGCACCGCCGGAGUUGGAACUUUCAUUGUGGAGUUUGGGACAUUAAGCAGGCUCACAGGAGAUCCAUUGUAUGAAGAGUUGGCCUACAACGCCCUGAAGGCUUUGUACCACCACCGGUCGCCGAUCGGGCUCGUCGGCAACCACGUGGACGUGAUGAGCGGCCGUUGGACGGCGCAGGACGCGGGCAUCGGCGGCGGCGUGGACUCCUACUUCGAGUACUUGGUCAAAGGAGCCAUCCUCCUGGAGCGCCCGGAGCUGAUGUCCAUGUUCAAGGAGGCGCGGCAGGUGAUCGACCGCUACUUGAAGAAGGACGACUGGUACGUGUGGGCGACGAUGCUGCGCGGGCACGUGACGCUGCCAGUCUUCCAGAGCCUCGAGUCCUACUGGCCCGGCCUGCUCGGUCUGCUCGGCGACAGUGACACGGCGAUGCGCAUAAUCCACAACUACCACAGCGUGUGGCGGCAGUAUGGCUUCACACCCGAAGUGUACAACCUCGGCACCGGCUCGGCGUCGUCCAGCCGCGAGAGCUACCCGCUGCGGCCCGAGCUCAUCGAGUCAAUCAUGUACCUGUACCGGGAGACCCGCGACCCGAUCCUGCUGCAGAUGGGCGAGGACAUCAUCCGCAGCAUCCAGCAUAGCGCGCGCACCCCGUGCGGGUACGCUACGAUAAAAGACGUCCGCGACCACCGCAAAGAGGACCGCAUGGAAUCCUUCUUCCUCGCGGAGACCACCAAGUACCUGUACCUGCUUUUCGACCCGGAUAACUUCAUCCACAACCCGGGCAAGCACGGCACGGUGAUCAGCACGCCGAGCGGCGAGUGCAUCGUCGACGUCGGCGGCUACGUGUUCAACACCGAGGCGCACCCCAUCGACCCCACCAUGCUCUACUGCUGCCAGGAGGCCAGGCAAGGAAUUAACAUCAGUGAGGUUCAUAGGAUAUAUCAAAUGCUGGAAGAUGAAGACAACAUUCAUUUUAUGACCAUGAUUGAUGCUACCACAAACAACGUGACUCCAAGUAACGCAGACAGUGAAAACACUGAAACUGACUCCUCUACCGAAACGAGCAGAGACUCAAAAUAUAAUAAAAUAGAGCAAGGACACGUUUUAAUCAAAACUGAAACGAGAACAGGAUACGUCAAUAUGGACGGCACAGAAAGGGAGAAAGUACAAAACGAAUCUAAUUUACGUGACGUUGUCAAUGAACGUAUAGUAAAUUUCCACAACAAUACCAUCUCUCAGGAGACUGAUGAGCAAACUACUGAAGUUAAUGAUCCACCGAAAAUAGAGCCAGCGGGAGAAGUUGACGUGGAUGAUAUAAUAGUACCCGGGCAACCGCAGGAAGCAGAAAAUUUACAACCUCCUAGCAGCACUAAGGCUAAAGAAGCAUUUAAGAUGUUACCAACCGUGAUUCAAGAUUUUCUUAAUAGCGAUUGGAAAUCUAAACCGAAAUGUGAACCGCAGCACAUUUUGGAGAGAAUCCGCAGAGAGAACAAGUAUCCGGACCAUCCAGACACAGACAAAUAUGAGCUGCUGUUGACUCCGGCUCAGUCCUUCUUGCAAAGGAUAUCUUUAGCUGGAGAAUUUUUAAACAAAAAGCAGUUGGAAUUGUGAUCUAUGUAAGUGCUCUACCCAAAUCCUGCAUCCCAAAGAGGGUAGAGCAUUUAAAAAUACAUAUCCUAUAGGAGAUAAAUCUCCAGAUUUCUGCUACUUUGAUCUCAAAGGUGGUAAAAUAAUAAAUUGAGAAUAUAAUAUGACAAAUUUUAUUGCUUAAGCCUCUACCUAGCUGCAUGUCAUGCUAACUGUAGGGGCUUUUUUAUGGGCUAGCUAAACAAAACCACGUCUAAUGGCCACUUGGUCCAUUCUAACCCGGGAUUAACCAGUUAAGCAUGGAGUUACCAUGGUUACUAAUACAAUUUGAUACUAGAUUAACGGUUUAAUCGCUUAACCCAGGGUUAGUGGGAUGGUGCAAGUGGCGCUAAAUGAGAUGGGGCUGUCCAUAAAUUACGUCAUCGAUUUUGCCCCCCCCCCUCUAUACAAGCUUCAAAUGACCCCAUUUUCUCCUACUUCAUGCUACCGUCAUCCAAUGUCCAGACCCCCCCCCCCCCCAAUUUGAAAUGACGUAAUUUAGGAAUAGCCCCCAUGUCUGAGAGAACGAUCGUAAAAUCGAAACUAUUUCUUUUUUUGUUUUUUAUUUAUUAUGUUAUUAAAAUUUUCCUCCCUUUGCCUAUACAAUAAGCAUGCUAAUAAUGUCCUCUCAUUGAAUGUGUUUCACGACAGUGAAGUUUUAUUUAAAAACAAAUGAUUAUUUAUUACCUCUUGACAACCUCAGCUAGCUAGCUCGUCUUACCUUUGUACGUUGUAUGAAAAAUUUAAUUUUCUUUAUUUAUCAUUCUUCUUAGGCUAGGUCAUUUAUAAUAUGAAUAUAAAAAUAAAAUAUAAAAACACUUACAAAACAAUAAAAAAUACAUAUAAACACAUUAUAAAAAACCCUAACCUAGGGUGCCGCCGGCAGCGGGGCAGGGCCCAAGCUGCCGGUGGUCAGGGCCGCAGAGUGAGGAACCGACGUACUAUACGCGCCGUGUCCAAAAUUACCGCCUUCUGCAUCUGACCCUUGAUCCAGCCACCCAGUGAGAGUCUAUGAAAUAUUUAUUGUUAAUAUUGAGUAGGUAGGUAUUUUUUUAGUUAGUAUUUUAUAGGUACUUAUUCUAAAUUAUUUUAAUUUAUACUAAGUCAUUUUCUGAGUGUUAACUUAAUGUUUAAAAAAAUAUAAUACUUAUUGCAUUGGAGGGGGUCAAUAAUAAAUGUGCCCUUUUAGUAUAUAUGUUCCUUAG
Cydia fagiglandana is the source of this 3497-nucleotide messenger RNA. It is a transcript of the gene Edem1, whose product is annotated as ER degradation-enhancing alpha-mannosidase-like protein 2. Bases 103 to 2277 code for a protein of 724 amino acids. Gene Ontology annotation, molecular function: calcium ion binding; mannosyl-oligosaccharide 1,2-alpha-mannosidase activity. Gene Ontology annotation, cellular component: endoplasmic reticulum; membrane. The transcript is spliced from 8 exons. Lineage: Eukaryota; Metazoa; Arthropoda; Insecta; Lepidoptera; Tortricidae. The record is from RefSeq and is a predicted model, not a curated record. Gene Ontology annotation, biological process: carbohydrate metabolic process; mannose trimming involved in glycoprotein ERAD pathway; endoplasmic reticulum mannose trimming.